Messenger RNA from Spinacia oleracea (spinach), 1966 nucleotides. RefSeq names its product magnesium transporter MRS2-4. The transcript is spliced from 4 exons. The record is from RefSeq and is a predicted model, not a curated record. Gene Ontology annotation, molecular function: magnesium ion transmembrane transporter activity. NCBI's taxonomy places the organism in Eukaryota, Viridiplantae, Streptophyta, Magnoliopsida, Caryophyllales, Amaranthaceae. Bases 129 to 1475 code for a protein of 448 amino acids. Gene Ontology annotation, biological process: magnesium ion transport.
GACAAAAUUAUUCGGUGAGUUGGAGGAGUUGAUGGCAGACAAAACCGACCCGUCGGAAAAAACGCACGCUAGAAUCACUCACACAGAGGAGAGAGAAAGUGAGAGCGAGUAGUUCCUUAGGAGAGAGAAUGGGGAAAAACCCUUUCUCCUUCCGCCGGACUCUCUCCCGUCGCCGGAAUCGAAAACUCCCGGCGAUGAUUCCUCCGGAAACCUCGGCGAUUGAAAUUGUUCAAACACCGAAAAAUGACGACAUCGCGGCAUCCUCCUCCUCCGCCACCACUUCCGCCGCCGUUGCAACGACGAGUAAAGUGAAGAAGAUGAAGGGAGGAGCGAGAUUGUGGAUGAAAUUCGAUAGGUUUGGACAGUCGGAGUUGAUUGAGUGGGAUAAGAGUACGAUUAUUAAGCGUGUUGGUAUUCCGGCUAGGGAUUUGCGGAUUCUUGGCCCUGUUUUCUCCCAAUCCUCCCAUAUUCUUGCAAGAGAAAGAGCCAUGGUUGUCAAUUUGGAAUUCAUAAAAGCCAUAGUUACUGCUGAAGAGGUGCUUUUGCUCGAUCCUCUCCGACAGGAGGUUCUUCCUUUUGUAGAUCAGCUUCGGCAACAGCUUCCUCAUAAGAACCAGGUUAUGAAUAGAGCAGGACAUGUAGAUGAUCGGGAUGGUAAACAAAGUUCCGCUGUGCAAUGGGCACGCACCCCUGAAGCUGUUGAAGGUGAGCAGCAAGAAGAGCUUCCUUUUGAAUUUCAGGUGCUAGAAAUUGCCUUAGAGGUGGUCUGUUUAUAUUUGGAUUCCAAUGUGGCUGAGCUUGAGAAGCAUGCUUAUCCUGUGUUGGAUGAAUUGGCUCGAAAUGUGAGUACCAAGAAUCUUGAACGUGUGAGGAGCUUGAAAAGUAAUCUCACUCGCUUGCUUGCUCGGGUUCAAAAGGUACGAGAUGAAAUUGAGCAUCUUUUGGAUGACAAUGAAGAUAUGGCUCAAUUAUAUCUUACGAGAAAGUUGAUCCAAUAUCAACAGUCUGAAGCUUUGUUGAAUUCUGCUGCUUCACAUUCCAUUGUUCCUGCACAGCAUGUUCUGCAUCGUAACAGUUCCUAUCGGAGUGGAAGUAUAAUGACCAGCAACUACUGGGAUGAUGAUGUUGAAGAUCUUGAGAUGUUACUAGAGGCUUAUUUCAUGCAGUUGGAUGGAACUAGGAACAAAAUAUUAUCUGUGAGGGAAUACAUUGAUGACACAGAAGAUUACGUUAACAUCCAACUUGACAACCAACGUAAUGAACUUAUUCAACUACAGCUCAAUCUGACAAUUGCAUCAUUUGCUAUAGCACUCGAUACCCUCGUAGCAGGAUUUUUCGGCAUGAAUAUACCUUGCAGCCUAUAUAAGAAAGAUGGUGUAUUUGGCUACGUUAUUGGAGGUGGUACAGCUUUUUCAUUUCUGAUUUUUCUUCUCAUUUUAGGAUAUGCCAGGUGGAAGAAGCUACUUGGCUCUUAAGUACUCAAUCCACAUUGUAAUUGCUGUUACGGCCCAUUUGGUAGCCAGUAAUAAAUGGUGGGAAUGAGAAUAAAUUUAAGUGACAUUCGGCAAGAAAAUAACAUCAUAAUGUCCAUGGUAAUGAAAUGUUGUCUCAAACUUGGUGUUUUUCUUCAUAAAUUUACAUUCCCACCUAAUACCACUCCCCAAAUGGUAAUGGAUGGUAAUGAAAAUUUAUAAAGAAAAAUAGAUAAUUUUGAGUAAACUAACAUUACCAUGAGUAUGAAUUUUGAUUUUUCUUACAAAUUUACAUACAAAUUCAUUCCCAUUGACAUCAUUUAUCGGCUACCAAACGUGUCUUUAAUGACUAUAGAGCAUAAUUACCUUUGAUAAAUGAUCAAUUUUAAAGAUGUCAACAUGUAAAUUACAACUACAUUGAUGAGGCAAAUGAAGCCUCUUAACUGGAUUACAUACUCUAUUUUAUCUGUGAACAAUACAUAAUUCUUGCUGAA